Salvia miltiorrhiza (redroot sage) is the source of this 1259-nucleotide messenger RNA. RefSeq lists its product as uncharacterized. Lineage: Eukaryota; Viridiplantae; Streptophyta; Magnoliopsida; Lamiales; Lamiaceae. The record is from RefSeq and is a predicted model, not a curated record. The coding region runs from base 280 to 933 and encodes 217 amino acids. The transcript has 5 exons.
UGGAAGACAGAUGAAAUGAUCAUUACGCCAAAUGCGGAAGAUAGUUAACAAAAACUAAAAUUUGAAACAAGGCGGUAGUUUUUAUCCGUUAAACUCCUGCUUUAUAUAUAAUAUCGAUUGCACAAAACCGAAAACCUAAUCUUCUCCCUCUAGUCAUUUCUAUAAUUGCACAAAACCUCUCAGAUUUCCGGCGAUCGACGGCUCGUCGUCACCUUUCAGCCCCCUUCUCUCACGGCAGACAAUAAAUUAGGGUACUAUUAUUAUUAGUGAUUAGAAAGGAUGAAAAGGUGCUCUUCCUCUGCUUCUGCCUCCUCAAGGAUGAAAAGGUGCUCUUUCUCUGCUUCGGCCUCCUUUCCAACUCAACAAAGGAAGCAAAAAGAUUUACCAUGUCAAUGUCAAAAUCAACAAUCAGUUGACUCAAAGAAUCAAAGGAGACGACAAUCUAAGAAGUAUCAUGAUAUGACUAAUGAUGAGAUAGUAAAUCUUUGUAAACCGCACCAGAGGCCUAAAGCUAGACGAGUUGUCGAUGCUUUACGCAAGUAUUUAAUACAAGUUUCAGAGAGCCAGGGAUUUAAUUUCGACGUAUAUCCUGGUCACUUCCAUGGAGUGACGUCUGUUAUGCCAGUUGAAUAUUCGCGCUAUUGCCCAUCAGUCCAUGAUACUUUCCAUGGUGAUCCUAAAUGUAUAGCUCAAUUGGUUAUUGAUCGGUAUAAUUUAAAAAAUGAGGAGACAAAGUAUAAGGUUGAGUAUAUUGAGAAAAUGCAUUUGAGUGGCGGUGGAGUUUGCCGUGCCUUCACAUAUUAUUUAACCUUUUGUGCACGUGAUGUGAAGAACGAGACUGAGGCAGUGACAAUGAAGACAUUCCAGGCCAGUGUGAUGAUGAAUCGAAGGAAAAUAUAUCAAAUUUUCACCUUCAGGCUCAAGCCUAAUUGAUGCUCUUCGUAAGCUUGGAAUAUGGAUUGAAAUAUAUACAGCCAUGCGAGUCAAAAUUGAGCUUCUUGAUAGGUGGUUUUAGUCGGAUUGCGAGUGGACCAAUUUCACGACCCGUUCUACUAUCCAAGAGGCCUUUUUAAAUUUACUAAAUUUACUAAUGUAUGAAAGUAAUCCUUGUAAUUGGUAUUGUUUACCUUUUUGACAUUGUAAUAGACUUAUUUGCCAUAACUUUGUGCAAAAGAUAUUGAAUAGCCUUAGUGCCGGAUCUUUUCAUGGUUACUCUGUGAAUUUAUUGAUUUGAAAUGAAAUUUGGUUGCUUAUAUUAU